Messenger RNA from Engraulis encrasicolus (European anchovy), 2271 nucleotides. Its product is annotated as all-trans-retinol 13,14-reductase-like. Lineage: Eukaryota; Metazoa; Chordata; Actinopteri; Clupeiformes; Engraulidae. The transcript is spliced from 11 exons. The coding region runs from base 343 to 2178 and encodes 611 amino acids. The record is from RefSeq and is a predicted model, not a curated record.
UUUCACCCUAUGGGGAAAAUUUUAUGAGUUUAUAAACUAAAUUCGCCAGCUACAACUUGCAUACAAAUUGGACGUCUCUUCUCUCCCCCUAGCAGCCUUCAUUCUUCUUCUUUAGGGCUAGUGCUUGGCCAAUUCCUGUAAUUAGAGCACGACGUCUAUAUAUCCUGGCUCCCUUUGGGCUCCUGGAGAACUCGGAGAGAUCUGAAGGACUUACCGCAGUGUCGGCACCCGACGUGUUCUCCCACAGGCGCCUCUCUCUCCCUCCAUCUCCAUCUCCUGCAGCAGACCUUGAAAGCGGCUGGUCCCUUGCCUUGCUGUCCUGUCCUGUCCUGUGUUGUAACAAUGGGGCCGCUCCUCCUCAUGGGUGCGGUGGUGCUGGUGCUAGCUGUGGUGGCCCUCUCCCUCUCCCUCUACCGCUACUACGCCCAGAGGCCCUCCAUCUUCUCGGAGGAGUGUCUGAGGCCCCCCGCCCCUCUGGUGCUGGACCAGAAGCUGAGAGACCAGGUGCUCAAGAUAGGUUUCCGUAGCGACCGCGUUCCGGAGGGGCUGGAUGCGGUUGUCGUGGGCAGCGGCAUCGGGGGCCUGAGCGUGGCGGCGGUGUUGGCCAAGGCCGGCAAGAAGGUGCUGGUGCUGGAGCAGCACGACCAGGCGGGAGGAUGCUGCCACACCUUCCAGAAGCAGGGCCACGAGUUUGACGUGGGCAUCCACUACCUGGGCCAGCUGCAUGAGACCAGCCUGUUGCGUGUGGCUCUGGACCAGCUGACUGAGGGCCAGCUGCAGUUCUCCCCGCUGGAGCAGCACUUCGACACGGUGCUGAUCGGCCAGGGGGCGGGCCGCAGGGAGUACCGGCUGCAGGCGGGGAAGACCCAGAUGCACCAGUGCCUGAGGAGCCACUUCCCCCAGGACACCCAGGCUGUGGACGAGCUCCUGAGGCUGAUGAAGCUGUGUGCCCGCCACACGCCCCUGCUGGCCUGCCUGAAGAUGCUGCCGCUGUGGGUGGUCCGUCUGGUGGUCCGCAGCGGCCUGCUGGGACUCCUCUCCCCCAUAUUCCGCCUCUCCGCCACCAGCCACUCCAGCCUCAUGGCCAGCCUCACCAGCAACAAGGACCUGCACGCCCUCUCAGCCUACCUCUUCUAUGGUGUGCCGCCAAAAGAUUCCAGCUUCCUCAUCAAUGCGCUGCUGCUGCACCACUACAAGCGAGGCGCCUACUACCCACACGGGGGCGCCAGUGAAUUUGCUUUCCACAUCAUCCCCGUUAUUCAGCGAGCAGGAGGCAACGUGCUGGUCAGGGCUCCUGUUCAACGCAUCCUGCUCAACAAAGAGGGCUCUGCCUAUGGCUUGACGGUGAGGAGAGGGCAAGAGGAAGUGGAGAUACUGGCCCCCGUCGUCAUCUCCGACGCAGGCAUAUUUAACACCUUCCAGAAGUUUCUGCCCUCAGAUGUGCAAGCCAAGCCAGAGAUGGGGAAGCUGCUGAGUAUGGUGCAGCAUGGCAUGGGCUCCUUCCUGGUGUUUGUGGGUCUGGAGGGAACCCAGGAGGAGCUGGGUAUCGUCCCCACCAGCUUCUGGAUGUACAAAGACAACGACCUGGACCAGUUAAUGGAGCGUUACAGUUCUCUAGGCAGAGAUGAAGUCCUCGGCAACAUCCCCAUGAUGUUCAUCACCUUCCCAUCCGCUAAGGACCCUACGGCCAGCAUCCGUCACCCAGGGAAGUCGUGCAUGACGCUGCUGACCAUGGCGCGGUACGAGUGGUUUGAGGAGUGGAAGGAGACGAGGCUGGGUCGCCGAGGAGAGGACUACGAGGCCCUGAAGAACAGCAUGGCACAGGAGCUGCUAGAGUGGAGCCUACAGAUCUUCCCUCAGCUCCGGGACAAGGUGGUGUUUACGGAGGCUGCCACCCCCCUGACCAACACACACUACCUGGGGGCCCCGCGGGGGGAGAUGUACGGGGCCGAGCACAACCUCCAGCGCUUCGACCCAGAGGUGGUGGCCAGCCUGAGGCCCACCACACCCAUCAAAGGCCUCUACCUCACAGGGCAGGAUGUGUUCUGCAACGGCAUGGCCGGGGCGUUGCACGGGGGUCUCCUGUGUGCCUCGGCUGUUCUGGGCCGCAUCCUGUACAUCGACCUGCUGACUCUCAAGAAACGGCUGAAGAGGCAGAAAGCUCUGAAGAGGAUGUAGCUCUAAGCUCUCAGCACCGCUGCUGUUAGUGGCGUCUCACCAGGCCGCACUCUCUCCUCCCCUCUCUCCUCCCCUCUCCUCUCUCCUCUUCUC